Molecule: messenger RNA, 2948 nt
Organism: Fopius arisanus
Lineage: Eukaryota; Metazoa; Arthropoda; Insecta; Hymenoptera; Braconidae
Product: CUGBP Elav-like family member 1
Exons: 15
Coding region: 974-2749 (591 amino acids)
Biological process (GO): mRNA splice site recognition; regulation of alternative mRNA splicing, via spliceosome
Cellular component (GO): nucleus; ribonucleoprotein complex; cytoplasm
Molecular function (GO): mRNA 3'-UTR binding
Source: RefSeq, a predicted model, not a curated record
UCAGUCGACGUCAAGCCGUCGGUACGAGCGUGUGCAUCAGGUUCCAUUAUCAAAAAAUUUGCCGACAAUAACGUGUCCGAAAUCGUGAUAAUGCACUGACAUUACCCAAAAUUUUCCAUUAACCAUUCGAUUGAUUUAAUUCGCGAUUAAAAUUUAAUACCGCAAAAAAUAAUUCACGCUAUUACGACUCGCGAAAACGGGGAGAAUAAUGAGAAGUAAAAAAUAACGAUAGCUACUGUAUUUUGGUUGAGUGAUAUUUACGUGUAAUUGUGGGUUUAUCGUGAACAGUGCAUUGGAUUAUAGUUAUGAGGUAUCAAUCAUAAACCCAGCAAAGAAAAACCACACUGUCGAGUUGAGCCCGUUCAUAACUGAGGGACAGAGGUGGUAAAGGAGACGAUGAUUGAGCCUCGGAAAUAACCACCGAGGUCCGCCCUCCUCCCUCGUUCCCAUCACGGGUGAAGAAAAACAAGAAUCGAGAGGGUCUGGAGGUGGUGGAGUGCGGAGGAGGUGGCGGAGGUGGAGACGAGGGUGAAGUUGAUGGUGAAGAGGAGACAGAAGGAGUCGAAACAAGGGACUAUGAAGUGAUCACCAUAUCAACCUGACAAUCGAACAGAGGAUUUUGCCGAUUGUUGGAGAAGAUAAACGCAGAGAGCCUGCAGUACAACGAGAUAAAUAGAAAAAAAAAACUCAAGUUUAAAUAGAUAAAGCUUACGUGUGCGCUUCCCGUUUGGAGAGAGGGGCUAAUUAAAUUUUACUCGUGAUUGAUAAUUCAAAAAUACUGAGAGACAGUCGUGAGAGAACUGACGAGUUGCUCACAAUCUUCGAGACUAAACAGUGAGUGACUCAGACCAGUGUUCAGUGUUUGUUUUGGUGAGUGAUAUAGUGCCGUGUAAUUCAGUUUGAGACACAGUAACCGUGAUUUAUUCAGGUAUCGUAAUAAGGGAUAGUGAUUGAUAAAAAAUAUUUAUAUCCCAUGAAAAUGCUACAGUCUCUGAACGCUCUGGCGGGCAAAAUAUCGCCGGGCUCGCCUACCGAUGGCAAUGCCAACAAAGUUCACCUACAGAACAACAAUAACAAUAAUUUCAAUAAUAACAACAAUAAUAACGUGUCGCAUCAUCCCCAUCCGUACUCGAAGCAACAGUCGACGAGAAUGCAACCGAGUAAUGGAGACAGCCAGAAAGAGAACAGCAUGAUCGAGAAUAGUUUGGAGAAGCCCGAUCCAGACACGAUUAAAAUGUUCGUUGGCCAAGUACCACACGACAUGGAGGAGAAUGAUCUGCGAGAGAUGUUCGAGCAGUUCGGCAGGGUUCACCAGAUCAAUGUUCUACGAAACAAAUACACGGGCACUCACCAAGGCUGCUGUUUUGUUACAUUUUAUACGAGGAAGGCAGCUCUCGCAGCCCAGAAUGCACUGCACAAUAUUAAAACAUUCAAUGGGAUGCACCGACCAAUCCAGAUGAAACCGGCAGACUGCGGCCACCGCAACGAUCGAAAACUGUUCGUGGGUAUGCUAUCGAAAAAGUACACGGAGAAUGAUGUGAGAAAUAUGUUCGACGUUUACGGUGCAAUCGAAGAGUGCUCAGUACUCCGUGAUAAUAGUACUGGCCAAAGUAGAGGCUGUGCAUUUGUUACAUUUGCCAGUAAACAAUACGCCAUAAAUGCCAUCAAAGCCCUGCACCACUCACGUACAAUGGAGGGAUGUUCGUCACCACUGGUGGUCAAAUUUGCGGAUACACAGAAGGAGAAGGACCAGAAGAGGAUGCAACAGUUGCAGGCCAAUUUGUGGAACAUUGCUGCUGUCAAUAUGACAUCACCGCCUUAUCUAACCAACAACGAUACACCUACACUAGCCCCAACAUCACUCCAGUUACUCCAGCAGUUGCAAGCGAGUUCAAGUGCUGCAACGCCAGUUGCUAGUAAUACCGGAGCUGCCAGUGCAUUAUCAAGUGUGCAACAUCAAUUGCUGCUUCAGCAACACCUAGGACUGAGUGCUGCAACCGCAUCACAAGCUGCGGCAGCCCCAGCAGUACCAAGCUCUCCCGAGAUCAGUCAAGCUAAUCUUCAGAGUCUAGCAACCCUGGCCUCCCUCGGUAAUUCCACCGGUGAGUACGCAAAUGCUGCUGUAUCACCAAUGAGUAUGCAAGAUUUAGUAACACUGGCGGCAAUGACUGGUGGCAGCAGUAAUCUGCAAGUGCAGCCGAGCUCGCUCAGCGGAUUGGGAAAUUCAACGGCAGGUAUGUCACUAUGGUCCACUGGCAACAGUUUCAAUCCAGUGACGUCUCUCACGCUCAAUUCACUGACUGCUUCACCACUGAGUGGCAUUCAGGACUCAUUGACAAGUGCUUAUUCGAGUCUACAGCAAUACGCAGGAUUUCCAACUCUAACGACAACUGGUAGCACAACAGCAAUAGCUGCUGCUGCACUGGCUGCACAGCAGCAGGCAAUGAUAUCCAAUGCCGCUGGCAAGCAAAUUGAGGGCCCAGAGGGAUGCAACCUAUUCAUCUAUCAUCUACCCCAAGAAUUUACUGAUAUGGAUCUAGCAUCGACAUUUGUACAAUUUGGCAAUAUGCUGUCAGCCAAAGUCGUCGUCGAUCUCAAAACCAACAUGAGCAGGUGCUUCGGUUUUGUAUCAUACGACAACCCAACAAGUGCUGCAGCUGCAAUACAAACGAUGAAUGGAUUUCACAUAGGCACUAAACGACUGAAGGUGGAACACAAAAGAGCCAAAGAGGCUGCCAAGCCCUAUUAGUUCCCCCCCAACGGGCUUCAUUAUUAAUAGGUGGCCUGUGACGUUGUGACUGUUAUACUAUCAACUGGAGUUCUCGCCCCCGUGCCAUGUCUGUCUCAGUUCAGUCACGACUCGAUCAGUCUCUGUGUUUUGUCGGUGCCUGUUGCAACUAUACCAUCAUCAAAAAAAAAAGAAAAAAAAACGAAAAACGAAAAAAAAA